AUGAGUGUCCUUAGCAGUGUGUGCAUGUGUGUGUGCGUUCUGCGCUGGCUUUUGCUGUGUGUGAUGUGUCUGUGUGUACUGUGCCAGAGAGACAGUUUGGUGGCUGGGCCACCUAACAGAAGGUGUGAGGGGGGUUGCAUUGCAACAGCAUCUCCCCCUAAAACACACCACACACAGAGGAAGGACACACUGCUCAGAAAAACACAGGUGAGUUUAGUUGAGUAUUCUUAUUCAUCUUCCAUCUCAGAACGUUUGAAGCUGCUACAGCGGUGUAUGAGUCAACAUGAACCAGCCUCAGGAAAUCGAAGAGAUGGAUCUGAUUCCCUAGCAGCUAUUUUGGCUUUAAUGACAGCUGUGCUUACCGAGUGUGACCUACACUGCCACAGUCAGAGACUUAGAGACAUGGCUGGCAGGCUAGAGAGUGCAGCAGUGGUGAAAAAUGGAGAAAAAGAUUUGCUGCUGUUGAUGAAGAGCAUCACACAGUUUGGCCCACUACCAACACCAAUUGCUUUAACAGUAUCUCCCUCCACAGGAUUUUAUCCACAGGAUUGCUAUGAGAUCUUUAAGUUUGGAAUUAAAGAGAAUGGAAUUUACACCAUCCAACCUGACCCUCAAAAGCCAGCACUGGAGGCUGUGUGUGAUAUGGAGUCUGCAGGAGGUGGAUGGACUGUGUUUCAGCGUCGAUUUGAUGGGCAAGUGGACUUUAACCGGACCUGGCAGGAGUAUCGGGAAGGCUUUGGUUCUCCGCAAAAGGAGCACUGGUUAGGGAACAGAGUUCUACAUGCUCUUACCUCCAAUGGUCAACACACACUCCGCAUCACUCUCCAAGACUGGCAUCAACAGUCCAGACAUGCCAUCUACAACAACUUUAAAGUGGCAGGAGAGAACCAAAGGUUUCGUUUGACUGCACAAAGCUACCAAGGUGACGCUGGUAAUGCUCUCAGCUAUAGUAAGCAUUACAACCAUGAUGGCAGAGCUUUCAGCACAUAUGAUCAUGAUCAUGAUCGCUAUGCAGCUGGUAACUGUGCUCAGUACUAUGGUUCAGGCUGGUGGUUUGAUUCCUGUUUGGCUGCCAAUUUAAAUGGGCGUUACUACCACGGCCGCUACUCUGGCAUCACAGAUGGCAUCUACUGGGGCACCUGGUACAUUCUCACUGAUUCUCGAACUGGGCAGAGAUACUCAUUUAAAAGUGUGGAGAUGAAAACACGGCCCAGACAGCCCUAAAAUAAGCAUCUUCUUUUUAUGCUCAGAGA
This is a messenger RNA of Tachysurus vachellii, 1253 nucleotides long. Its product is annotated as fibroleukin. NCBI's taxonomy places the organism in Eukaryota, Metazoa, Chordata, Actinopteri, Siluriformes, Bagridae. The coding region runs from base 1 to 1224 and encodes 407 amino acids. The record is from RefSeq and is a predicted model, not a curated record. The transcript has 6 exons.